Messenger RNA from Histoplasma capsulatum G186AR, 1932 nucleotides. RefSeq names its product signal recognition particle 68. Gene Ontology annotation, cellular component: signal recognition particle, endoplasmic reticulum targeting. The transcript is spliced from 3 exons. The record is from RefSeq and is a predicted model, not a curated record. Gene Ontology annotation, biological process: SRP-dependent cotranslational protein targeting to membrane. The coding region runs from base 1 to 1932 and encodes 643 amino acids. NCBI's taxonomy places the organism in Eukaryota, Fungi, Ascomycota, Eurotiomycetes, Onygenales, Ajellomycetaceae. Gene Ontology annotation, molecular function: signal recognition particle binding; 7S RNA binding; endoplasmic reticulum signal sequence receptor activity.
AUGGACAUCACCAGCUUCAUAGUUAGCCACAGGGAAGACGCUUUGCUGGCCGGGGAUUACAAUUCAUAUCGAGCACAGUUGACUCGCAGAUUACACACCAUACGGAAGAAGCUGGGCCAGACAACCCCGCGUGGUAAAAAGUACUCUGCGAAACCUACGAUAACAGCAGAGAAGGUCGCCAAUGACACCAACUUCGCAUUUCUCAUACUUCUCUGCGCGGAGCGAGCGUGGGCUACCGCAAUGCAUAUGAAGUCGACCCACUCCGCAGACCCGUCUACCAAGGGCAUUGCCAGUUCUGCAAGACGGCAUAUAAUAUCUCGUUUGAAUAAAGCGACUCUAUACGGAAAACAACUAGUUUCAGUCCUUCAAGAUCCGUCAGCGUCUUCCGCAUCCAACAUCGACCUCCUUGAGGCGCGGGGUUAUCUAGCUUCCCUCCUUGGGGCGUUCUGGAUGGAAAAGAAGAGAUGGGAUUUGUGUCUACAACAAUAUUCGGUUGCAAAAGUAAUAUACGGCGCGCUCAGCACGAAAGCGAAGAGGGAAACCUAUCGAGAUCUUUUAUCGACCUCCAUCGAUCCAGGUCUUCGAUAUGCGGCUUACCAAUUAAAGCUGCCCCGGUCGGCAGCUUUAGAAUCCAUCGCGAUCAAAAACGUACCAUCCGAUUCCCCAGUCCGCGGAGAAGUGACUGCCAUCGACCCAGAUUGCUUCGUCGAGCGGGGUUCUAAUAAUAAACAGCCGGCGGCUGACGGCGUCACCGUCCAGGAUAUCCCACAGACCAUUACUUGGAGGUCCCGGACAGUCGCGCUGGAAGAUGCGGCUAUAUCCCAGGCACUGGCGGCCGCUGCUCUAGCAGAAGCCCAGCUAUCUUCGUGGCUCUCGAGCCCCGCUGGUCAAUCUUCCUCACUCAGUGAAAAAGCAGCGAACUACGAUAACGUGAUAAGCGCUAGCCAGGACGCGGUGGACGCGACCAAGACGACUAUUGAUGAGCUUUCCGCCGAGGGGAUUGACCCGGCGGACAAACGCAUGCAAGCACUGCAAGUGACACGGACAGCAGUGAACUACGCGCUGGUGGGUUGGCGCGUGGGCCGCAACCGGAUACUGUGUGGCACUGACGACGGUCUCGGCUUUAAACCAGAGCAAAUGAAAGCAGCCGGCGGGAAGCAGAAAUCUAGGAAAUCCAGUGGCAAAGGCAUCGGUCGCCGACUCGCGCGGUUGCGCGAACGCACUACGCUGUACGAUGCGACCCUUCAGAGCUUGGACUUCAUCCGGGAGCUGCCUGGCGUUGCAGGAGACGUCGACUUCGUGGAGGAGCUAAAUUCAACAAAGCAUUAUUUCCAAUCACUCAGGUGUCUGGCAGUCGGCAGAGCACACGCCCUCCUCUCCAGCCCAAAGAAUGCCCUCGCGCUCUUCUCACGCGCGCUGGAUCUCGCCUCCACCGCUCUCCCGCGCUCCGACACGAACAGCCAGCAGCAUCAGCAGCAAGAAGCACACGCAGGCCCACCACGCCUCGAGGUCUCCAGUCCACAGGCCGCCGCGCUGCACGCCCACCUCCAAAGCCUCGUCUGGCAAUACCGGGGCAUCGUGGAGAUCGAGCGUCUCACCUCCCAACGCAGCAGCGGAGGCGGAGGAGACAGCUUCCUGCCACCGCCCAUGAUCGAGCGCCUGCACGAGUACCCAUCGUCAGACAGCCAUGUCGACCUGACACGACUGGUGACGUAUCCGCCCAAGAUGGAGCCGGUACCCGUGAAGCCGCUGUUCCUGGACGUUGCGUUCAAUUAUAUUGAUUAUCCGCGGGGAUCUAAUAAGGGGGGGCUCGCGACUGGUUCGGGUGCGAGUGCGGGGAUGGACGCGGAUGUUACGAUGCAGGAUACGCAGGCAGCGGCGGAGACGAAGAAGGAGGCGAAGAAGGGGGGGUGGUUUGGGUUUGGGAGGUGA